UUCAGUGCUCCCAGUAACCUCCAGUGCUCCCAAUAAUCCCCUGUGCCUGCCCAGUGCUCCCUGAGCUCCCAGUGACCCAGAGUGAUGCCAAUGACCUGCAGUGAUCCCAGUAAUCCCCAGUGAUCCCAUCAAUCCCCCGUCACCCCAGUAACUCCCAGAAUUCCCAGUCCCUCCCCCUUCCUGCUUCCUAUUGGUUUAUCCAGCCGUCGAUCCAGGGCCUCGGCCCCGCCUGCCCGCGGAACGCCGAUGCCGAUUGGCCGGUCCAUCCAAGAAGUCCCCGCCUUCCCCGGGCUCUUCGGCCGCUGAUUGGUUCCUCUCCGAGCGCUGUGCGCGCUGAUUGGUCCGUUCCCACUCACGUGCAGGAGGCGUCUUCCCGCCCUUUCUAUCCCCGCUCCCCCUCUCCCAUUGCUGCCGAGAGCUGUCAAUCUUCUCUACUCCCCGCCCUCCAGCUCUUUUAUUGGUUUUCCGCGUUGUCAAUCGUGCGCAGCGGGCGAUGAUUGGCUGUGCGCCAGGGCGGGGGCGGGAGGAGGAGGCCGUGCGGCGUUUGAGUGGGACGGGGCAGCCAUGUCGGUGCCGCUGCCGGUGGCGGUCGGGAACGGCCCCGGGGCGACGGGAGCGGAGCCGCCGGAGCCCCUGGAGCUGCUGGAGCUCUGCGGCGCCUGCCGGGAGCGGCUCAGCCCCCAGCGGGAACCGCGGUUGCUGCCUUGCCUGCACUCCGUGUGCCGGGGCUGCCUCGGGGCCGCGCCGGGAGCCGCCGGCAGCGACGGGCAGGUGUUUGGCUGCCCCGUGUGCCACCAGCAGUGUCCCCUCGGUGACAUCAUGGAGAACUUCUUCCUGCAGGACAGCGGGGCUGGGCCAGCCCUCGGCCAUGGCAGCAGGCAGAGCUGCACCAGCUGUGAGGACAACGCAGCGGCCACCAGCUUCUGCCUGGAGUGCGCGGAGCCGCUGUGUGAGACCUGCGUGGAGGCCCAUCAGAGGGUCAGGUACACCCGGGACCACACCGUGCGGGCCUUGGGUGAGUCCCUGGCACCUCCUGGCCCCUGCCUGUCCCUGUUCCCAUCACUGUGUGACACCUACGUGCAGGCCCGUCAGAGGGUCAGGUACACCCGGCACCUCUCUGUCACUGUCCAUGGCCCCAGUCCCAUCCUUCUCACCCUCUGCGGCUGCUCAGUCUGUGCCACCUCCUGUCCCUGUCCUUGUGUUUGUCCUUGUGACUCCAGUCCCUGUCACUGUCCCUGUCCCGCCCUUAACAAGGCGCUGACUCCAUCAGCGGAUCCAUCCUGGUGUCAUUCCAGGUGCCAGUCCCAGUGCCAUUCCCAGUACCACCCCAGUGCCAUUCCUGUGUUCUCUCAGUGCCAUCCUGGUGCCAUUCCCAGUCCUAUCCCAGUUCUGUUCCAAUGCCAUUUCUGGUGCCUUCCCACCACCAUUCCCAGUGCCGUUCAUGGUCCCAUCCCAGUUCCAUUCCCCGUGCCAUCCCAGCACCAUUCCCAGCCCUGUCCCAGUUCCAUCCCAGUACCAUUCCUGGUGGCAUUCAGGGCCCUCUCCUGGUUCCAUCUCGGUGCUGUUCUGAUUCUAUCCCAACACCAUCCCCAGUGCCAUCCCCAGUGCCAUUCCAGCCCCAUUCCCACCCCAUUCCCAGCGCCAUCCCAGGGCUGUUCUUGGUGCCAUUCCCAGCCCCAUUCCCACCCCAUUCCCAGCACCAUCCCAGGGCUGUUCUUGGUGCCAUCCCCAGUGCCAUUCCAGCACCAUUCCCAGCCCCAUUCCCAGUGCCAUCCCAGCCCCAUUCCCAGUGCCAUUCCUGGUCCUAUCUCAGUCCCAUUCCUACCC
Messenger RNA from Corvus hawaiiensis (hawaiian crow), 1827 nucleotides. RefSeq lists its product as uncharacterized. Lineage: Eukaryota; Metazoa; Chordata; Aves; Passeriformes; Corvidae. The coding region runs from base 494 to 1261 and encodes 255 amino acids. The transcript is spliced from 3 exons. The record is from RefSeq and is a predicted model, not a curated record.